UUUGAAUAAAAGUGAAGUAGUCCUGGUAGGAGAUGUUGGGGGAUUGGAGGAGUUGGCUGAUAUUCUCAGUUGUAAAAUUGGGAGGUUGCCAAUGAAUUAUUUAGGUAUGCCUUUAGGCUCUUCUUUUUCAAGGCUGCAGUAGUGUGGAGCCCCAUUGUAGAGAAAAUGGAGUGAAGAUUAGCAGCGUAGAAGAAGCUAUAUAUAUCCAAAGAGGGGAGAUUAAUGUUAAUUAGUGAGUGGUGAGGAGGACGUGGAGAUGGAGAAAGAGGAGGGAGAGAUGCAGAAGAAGGAUGGGCCUUGGGAGAGGUUUCUGUGGAGGAUCGCACAUAGGGUUCUGCUCAUCAAAGCUGAUGAUUCCACUCGACAGAUUAUCCCUGCACUUCUCUGGAAAUGCAGCUACGAAGUUGAAGCAGUUUCUGAUGCAUUAAAGGCAUGGGAGACAUUGAAGGGGAGACCUCAUAACAUUGAUCUUGAAUUGACUGAAGUGGAGCUUCCAUCAAUAUUCGGACUUGCACUUCUUACUUUAGUCAUGGAACAUGUAUGGAGAAGGCAAACUAAAUUAAUUGCUCCACAUCAAAAAGUUGAAGACACGUCUCAAAAUAAUGCGGCAAGAAAUCAUUCAAAUUAUUGAGUAGCUUCUAUGCAGAAAAAUAUCAAAUGCAGUGAGAAAGGGAGUCAUGCUCAAAUGAUGGCUGGAGUUGAGGCUCGCUUGUCUUAGAGCAGUUGAAUUUCCCAAGAAAAUUCAGCUAAGUGAAGUCAUUUUAGAGGGGGAUGCAGAAGUCAUAAUUCAGCAGCUACAGAGUAAUACUACUGGUGUCUCUUCAUAUGGUCAUGUGAUUUGAGGAUAUUCUGAUGAUGGCAGUGGAACUACAUUACUUCUCGAGCUAUGAUAGGGCCACAUAAAGUGGCACAACUUAUGUCACAACUCGCUCACGUGGCGAGUUGUGAGUGGUAGAGAGGUGAUGGUGGGUCCAUGUGGGUUCUCCUCCCUACCACUCACAACUUGCUACGUAGGCAAGUUUUGUGACACUUUGGGUCUGUUUGGAUAGAACUUAUUUUACUGAAACUGAAACCACUGUAGCAAAAUAAUUUUUAAAUGUGUAAA
Messenger RNA from Quercus lobata, 1105 nucleotides. Its product is annotated as two-component response regulator-like APRR5. Bases 257 to 631 code for a protein of 124 amino acids. NCBI's taxonomy places the organism in Eukaryota, Viridiplantae, Streptophyta, Magnoliopsida, Fagales, Fagaceae. The record is from RefSeq and is a predicted model, not a curated record. Gene Ontology annotation, biological process: cytokinin-activated signaling pathway; phosphorelay signal transduction system. The transcript is spliced from 4 exons.